GUUGUCCCUCUACCACAAGUUCACAUUGUUUACGCUGCAAUAGCGAAGGUUGCAUUAAAUGUCCCAUGUAUCUGGUCACCGAUACGCGCCAGUGUGUGGAACAUUGUCCAGCGGGCUAUAUAGAUCAAUGGUCGGCCCAUACGGAAUUUAUGGGGCGUGUUUGUGUUCCUACCGGAUAUUCUGGUGCUUUAAUGGCCGCUUUAGCUGGCAUGUUUGGCGGUUUUCUCGUCUGUCUCUCCAUACUUGCCGUUGCCGUGAUGUUGGUGAAACGUCGUAGACGCCGCAAAACCAUAAAACAAAAAUUAAUCAAUGAACAUACCAUGGACCGUUCAGAUUUCCUAAGACAGCUCAAUGAUAUGAGACCAAAUGCUGAAUACUUUUUAGCCAUGCUCAACGAUACACGAAGACAAAUACGUAAAUUAUAUUUGGCCGGUGAUGUUGCGGCUGCCAAUUCUUAUCGUCCUAUAGUAAGAGAUCUUGCCAGAAUUUUGAUAUUAUUAAAUCGUCCUAUUGAACUGAUACCAGCCGCCCCACAUGACUGGAAUCGUUUGUAUGCUUGGUCAGAGCAGGUGCUCGAACGUUAUAGGCCUCAGGUAGGCCAAUUAAUAGAUUUCUUUCAAAAUUCGAAUGGCAUCGAUGUGGAUGAAUUUGAGGCCACCUCGGUUUAUAGGCAAAAAAUAAAUGGUGGUGGUUUUUAUAAGCAAUCUGCCUUGCAGUCAUCUUCGAAUCUUACCUCAGGUACUGGUACUACCAAAUCGCAAAAAAUGCAUCUAUUUGGUUCUCUCAUCAGUCUGCAUGAAUUUGAAGAACCCAGACCUUCGGAUCCAUUUGGUAGCAGCUUUAACACUCUAAAAAGUGGCAAUCUUAUAUCGGAUCUCAAUGCUAGUUCUCUAUGGUUGGAGGAUGAAUUUUAUAAAUUAGGUUUUCGACCGCAAGAUGAAAUAACCACCGAGUUAUAGAUUCAUUAUUUCAAACUGUGAAAUGUAUAUAAAGAAAUUAUCAAUUAAGUUUAUUAUUUUUGUUGUUUUUUGUUAUAUUUUACUAUAAAAUUAAAACGCCAAGUAUUAUUAUUGAAAUUGUUGUCGGUCCAAAACUAAAACAAAGUGCUCAAAUUUUAUUUAAACAAAAAGUGUAAAUAUUAAACUAAACUUAAAAUUAAAAACGAACAAAUCUGUAAAUGUAAAUUAAUUAAUUUAGUUAGUUAUAAAGCAAUAUUUAUACACUAAGUGCCUUAUUUUGUCUUCUUAUCAUUUAGCAAUUAAAUUUAUUUUCAUAAAACUACUCAUUUUGUUCAUGUCUUCCUUAUAAUUUCUUUAAAAUUAAAAACAUAACAUUCCAUGUUACAGAAAUUUAUUGAAAUUUAAUAUUAUGUUUGUUUUUCUUUUGAUUUUAAUUUAACAUUGUUCUUAGUAUUAUUAUAAAACUCAAUAAAAUAGCAAAACUAAUUUAAUAAUAAAAACAUACAACAUUUUGUUAAACUAGUCAAUGUAUCAACCAUAAACUCAAAAACACAAAUAAAUUAAAUACAAUUUUUAAAGAAAUCCCGCAUAAUAUUAAUUUAAGAUUUUAUGAAAAUCAUAAAUUUAAUAUGUAAGAUUUUAUGUAACCCUAAAUCUAAUGUAUUUAGUCCCGAAUAAGUGCGAUUUUGUCGAUAUAAUUAGUUUAAUAUGAAAAAUAAAUAUUUUUAAUUUGAAAUAAAACAAAAAA
Molecule: messenger RNA, 1707 nt
Organism: Lucilia sericata (common green bottle fly)
Lineage: Eukaryota; Metazoa; Arthropoda; Insecta; Diptera; Calliphoridae
Gene: T48
Exons: 1
Source: RefSeq, a predicted model, not a curated record